CUUCUAAUCUUUGGAAAUGUAGAAAAUUAUAUACUUGAAAGAUAACUCGCAAUGCGCGGGGUUUAAAAAUUGCUAGGGAAAUUCUAUUUAUAACAGAUGCUUUUGUAUUUCUUGGACAAUAAAUAAAGAGAGACUUGAAAAUGCAUUCUGCUAUUGCUUUUUCAAUUGUUUUAUGUUUGAGUUUUGGCUCUGCGUGCAUGGAUGACUUUGAUGAAAUAAAUUAUUUGCAGGAAGAAAAUUCUUCUCAUCAACAAAAUGCGAAACAAGAAUGUGACCUUCAUCAAAAGCCAGUGGAUUGUGCGGAGAUUUUUGAAAAUGGCUUCCGGAAAAGUGGCAUAUACCAAGUUUACCCUAAAAGCAAGAAUAUAGGAUGUUCUUCAUUCAAAGUCUAUUGUGAUAUGGAAACAGAUGGCGGAGGAUGGACGGUAAUUCAAAGAAGAGGUGAUUUUAAAAGACCAAUUGAUUUUUUUUAUAAGACUUGGAAGGAGUACAAGGAGGGAUUUGGAAGUUUAAGAAGAGACUUUUGGCUAGGAAAUGACUUCAUCCAUGCCUUGACUUACCAAAAGAGGUAUUCUGCUCGUUUUGAUUUGGGAACAGAUAAUGAGACUGCUCAUGCACUUUUCGAUAAUUUUUGGAUUGAGGAUGAAGAUUAUAAAUACAAAUUGCACAUAAAUGAUCACAGUGGAACUGCAGCUGAUUCUAUGGUACAUCACAAUAACGGGAUUUUUUCGACAAAGGACAAGGAAGCCCAGAAGAACUGCGUAAAAGAGUUUAAAGGAGGAUGGUGGUAUCAGCCUCAGCCUGUAUGUUAUUCGGCUAAUUUAAAUGGUCUGUAUUUGAAAGGCUAUCAUAAAAAGCCCAUGUGGAAUGCCACAAUAUGGGUACAUUGGAAAGGACCUUUAGUUUCUUUAUCUACUGUUGAAAUUAAAAUUCGACCAAAGGAUUAUUAAAUAAAAUUUUUGCAACGUCUAUCUUAAUAACAGAAUGUACAUUUAUUUACAGUCUGAGCAUUUACAUUUACCCAUGCACUAGAUUUUCUGUAUUAAUUUAUAAUGAGUUCUUACAUAAUGAUUUUCUUAUGAAU
This is a messenger RNA of Parasteatoda tepidariorum (common house spider), 1084 nucleotides long. RefSeq names its product techylectin-5A. The record is from RefSeq and is a predicted model, not a curated record. NCBI's taxonomy places the organism in Eukaryota, Metazoa, Arthropoda, Arachnida, Araneae, Theridiidae.